UGAACCUUCCAGAGAACCGCUCACAUUGCUUUCUUUCCUAGUCUUGAUGAGGAGAACCAAGAAAAGGUACAAGCAGCGCUUGACAGGCUCAUGGAAGGCCGGACAACCUUGAUGAUCGCUCACAGGUUGAGUACCAUCAAGAAUGCUGACCAGAUUGUUGCGUUCGACAAGGGCAAGGUCGUAGAAAGCGGUACUCACGAUGAGCUGCUCCAAAAGGAAGGAUCAAUCUACGCAAAACUGUGGAACAAGCAAGCGGCUGGUCCGGAAGCUCUCGACGAGGAAGAAGACGAGGAAGAAGAGCACGAGAUGGACGCUGCUGAAAAGGAAGACAUUUGCUUGCAUCCGGGCUUGUCAGUGUCAACGCGUCUCGCCAUUAUCAAGAACAGAAUCGCAGAUGCGUCCGUCUCCAGCAGUGCAACCCAAAAGGAGCUUUUGAAACUAGUGGGCGAGAUGGAGAAGGAAGCCGAAAAGAUUGAGAAUUCCAAGGUACUCCGAGAACUUGGCAUCAAGACCCAAGUGACCAAAGAUUGGAAGGGCAUGUUGACCGAACAUACAUCAGAGGAAAAGAAUUCAAAGUUCAAGGGUGCAGCGCGCAAGAUCAUUUUUAAGAAUGCUCAUGCCAAACUUCGGGACUCGUUGAGUAUGGAAGAGUAGCCCGAAGACUAAUUAGCUGGAGCUUCACGACUCCUGUGGCGGGCGAACUGAGGAAUAUAAAGGAAGCAAGCCACAUCAGCACAAGUAAAGUACUAGCUAACUAGUAGCAAGUAGGUUUUUGACGCGAAAGGCGCCUCCUUCUCACGCCCAGCUCUUGAAUUAUUGCUACCGUACCAGUGCUUCCCGACACUUCACUGCACUUUGCCAUCUACAACCCUACAUCUCCCUCCUCGGCUUUCACGGCUGCUUCCUCUUUGGUUUUGAGACGGGGCAACAAGUCAUGAUCAAAGUUAUCCACCAAGGCGUGACAAGCACGAGCAUUCACCACGUUAAAGUGAUGUGUCAGCUCCUCUGGUUUCUUGGCUUGUUGGGCCAACCCCCGUGCCAUGUGAUCGUACACGACGAGAAUCAAGAACUGAUUCAACAGACAGGAUCGAUAGAGUUGCCGACAAUCGUCCAAGGAAAUUGUUUCGGCGGCAAGUGCAUUGUGGUAGGCUUGUAGCAUUUCUUCUUCCUUGGCCUUGCGCACGGGUAUAUCGAGACUGACAAUGGCAAAAAAGGCCAAAUCAACGAGUGGAUGGCCUCGUCCACAGGCCGCCCAGUCGAAGAGCCACACCGUGUUGUCCUUAUCGUCAAACAACAUGUUGGCGACAUGAAAGUCUCCAUGAAUCAGUGUUUGCAGGGGAUGAUUGUAGAUGUCGUCGUGAAUCAGUGACAAACGUCGCGUGCUCAAGUCGCGGCAAAUCUCCGAGACACGGUCCACCACGGCCUUGUCAUUGAUUGUUGGGGCGAUGCUUUGCAAAAACUCCUGCCACAUGUCUGGGAAUUGCGUCUCUUUCAUCAUUCCCGUGGCAGAACUGCCAAUCCCUGCAGGACACGCCAAUUGGUUGUCUUGGUAAUCCAAAAACUGAGCAUGCAUUUGACCCAAUCGAGUGACCACGGGGACCACUCGGUCCGAGGGACAUGCCUCUACGACCGUGUACGAAUGGUCGGCGGCAACGUACUCGACCAUAAUCAUGGAAUUGGAGGUGUGAAUUGGGCGUGGCACUUGGAACGAAGUGAUUUUGGGUCGGACGUGUCGAUAGAAAUGCGAUUCGACUUUGAACAUGUGCUGUAAAGGAAAUUGGGGUUUGAGGAAUUUGGCCACAAACUUUUGGAUCGUUUGCUUCUGCUGAUUGACGGCGUGGACGUCGUCGUGGACGUCGUCGUGGACGUCGUCGUGGACGUCGAUAAAGACAACAUGAGACAAAACUCCCACUUCGGCAUCCUUGGCUUGGAACGACUUCACUGAGAGGGCGUCCUCUUCUCCGUAUUCUUUCUCCAGGGCCUGUGCCAGGAACUCCUUGGUCAAGUCUUCUGGUUUCUGUGGAGUGCUCAUGGUGUGUAAUGGUCUUUGGCUGCUUUCCAAAAAGUAUGAUCGAUUUGGUUUUGUGGGAAGAGAGGAAAACAGAUUCAAGCAAA
Messenger RNA from Seminavis robusta, 2115 nucleotides. The record is from the annotation of a GenBank genome assembly. NCBI's taxonomy places the organism in Eukaryota, Bacillariophyta, Bacillariophyceae, Naviculales, Naviculaceae.